GUAAAACCAAAGAAUACUUUUUAGACUCAGUGAGUGAGUUAAAAGGCUAAAUCGUACACCGGAACGGAAGGAAGACGAAGACAUGACUUCUCCUUCUUCUUCUUUUGGUAAAGCAUCGGGAUUUGAAGCCGCAUCGGAAGCAGCUGGCGGCGUGCAGGUGACAACCUUUACGGAGCUCAUCGAUGAAGUGACCCUCCACUUUCAGAUCAUUCGCCUCGCCAAGCAGAUAUACGUGUGGAUCGGCUCUGACUCUGCUAAACUGGGGAAUUUAUACGCCGCUGCUCCUACACGACCUAAUAAUUCGGUGAGCGUGACUUCAAUUAUUGGAGGUGCUUCAGAUAAUACUGGUUCUGGAAUUGCUCGACGAUUAGUGCUAAAGACUGGGCUUAAUAUAAUCUUGGCUUGCAAUAUCCCAAAGAAUAACCCCAUGCUUGAGGCAAAUGCUGAAAAGAAGUUGAUAGAGAAGCUACUUACCCUUGGCUACUCGAGGCCGAAAUCCCGAUCCCCAGGGCCGGAGUUGUAGUCUUCGCAGUUGCAUUCGGUAAGCAAUUAGUUCUUACAAGCUUACAAUGUUAGCAUCAGUUAUGGAAUCGAUUUAACCAGCAAACAUAAUGCUCUGGUUGUUAGCUCCCAUGUAUCUGGUUGAUUACAACUUUGUUGUUGAGCUUGAUGCUAGUUUAACCCUUAGGUUAUGGUUGAUUA
This is a messenger RNA of Hibiscus syriacus, 702 nucleotides long. Its product is annotated as proteasome assembly chaperone 4-like. The coding region runs from base 83 to 523 and encodes 146 amino acids. Lineage: Eukaryota; Viridiplantae; Streptophyta; Magnoliopsida; Malvales; Malvaceae. The record is from RefSeq and is a predicted model, not a curated record. The transcript has 5 exons. Gene Ontology annotation, biological process: proteasome assembly.